GAAAUAAUCAUCUUUUUCGUUUUCCACUCUCUACUAUUUCAAGAUGUUGUUCGGCGCCGUUAUUGCCCCGGGUAGCAGUGUCACCCCUAAAAAUGAGCUCGCUAACAUUGUCCACAUUUCCCAGGUCUGCCUGAACGAUCCCAAGAACAGCGAAAAGACUUACGUGCAGCUUAUUGAUGGCAACAAGAGCUUCAACUUGUGUGUGUUGCAGAAGGACGUUUGUGAACACGCCAGUAUCGACAUCUUCUUCUCUACUGCUGGUGGUAUCAAGUUGUCUACUAAGGGUGGCAAGAACGAGGUUCACGUUGUUGGAUACUUUGAGCCUGAAGAGGAGAGCUAUGUAUCUGACAGUGACGACGAGGAGCUUGAUGAGGAUGAGGGUGAUGAUGAAGAUGACGCUGGAUCCGCUGACGAGGAGCCCGCUUCUAAGAGGAAGAACUCUGGAAAGGGUGGCAAGAAGUAAUUCAUUUGACACUUCAGAAUCUACGUUCGUUCAUCGAUUAUUGACCUAACUAUGCAUUCCCAUUAUCUUUCAAUAUGUCCUUUACCAUAUAGGCUUUUGGGCGUGUAGUUUGCAUGUACAAUAUCGACGUUCAGUAGAUAUUUACUUUGCUACUACAUGAUAUGGUGUUAUGUGUUAGUGAAGUCUUCUUUUGAUGCAGUGUUUCAUCUCGUUGUGCCGAAUGCCGGAGUUGUUAAACGAUCAAAAUGGCGCGUAGCCAAUGAUACAAACAUAUAGAU
Messenger RNA from Babesia bovis T2Bo, 741 nucleotides. Its product is annotated as Nucleoplasmin family protein. The coding region runs from base 44 to 463 and encodes 139 amino acids. The record is from RefSeq and is a predicted model, not a curated record. The transcript has 2 exons. NCBI's taxonomy places the organism in Eukaryota, Apicomplexa, Aconoidasida, Piroplasmida, Babesiidae.